GAGGAGGAAGGCGCUGCUUAUUUCCCUGACUCAGUUAGGACCUGAAAGCAUUCGGUUACAGAGUCUAUCUCGGCAGCAAUACUUCCUCUGUGUGUGUGUGUGUGUGUGUGUGUGUGUGUGUGUGUAUUUCUGCUAUUCAAACGUAACACCGUUGAGGGACGGGUUGCAUAAAUCUAAUGGCCAAAUCUCUCUAAGGUGAAAGCUUGUCUUUUUGUCCUUUUGCUUCAUUCUAUUUUGCUGGUUUGCUCAUUUUGGGGAGAGUUGGUCUCUGGACAGGUUUUUGUGUGUGUGUGUUUUUUUUUUUUCCUGCCAGCAACUCACAUACACAGACCGGGCAGGGCAGGGCAGGGACCCUUACAUCAUUUGACAUCUCCGCUUCCUCAUUUCAGUCUGACGGCUCGAGCCAAAAGGCAAAACAGGUUCAAACAUUUUUCAAAGAACUUCAGUAGUUCACUCUGGACUUCGACAGACCUUGCGGGACUCUGGAUUUCCUGCCCAGAGGAACGACGACGACAGACCGAUUCACCAGCACCUUACUGAGUUGAGAAGUGAAUCACUUCCAACUUUCUUCAGAGUGUAGCAAGAACAACGGCAGAGCUGAGGUCUGCUGCUCUCUAUCUGUGGGAGAGACCUGUCGAAGGAUUAUAACAUUUCUCCUCACCGAGAAUGACCCAGCUGCAGUUCAAAGAUGCCUUUUGGUGCAAAGAUUUCACCGUUCACUCGGGCUACGAGGCGAUUCUGCAGCGACUGAUGGAUGGAAGGAAGAUGUGCAAGGAUGUGGAGGACUUGAUCAAGCAGAGGGCACAAGCCGAAGAGCGAUACGGGAAGGAUCUAGUCCAAAUUGCCCGCAAAGCAGGAGGACAAACAGAAAUCAAGUGGAUAGGUCAACUGGGGUGGGAAGGACGACAGUUCCGGAAACACCAGGCGAGGAGUCAGGAGCCUGUGAGCACCCUGAAAGCCUCCUUUGACAUCCUGAAACAACAAAUUGAGAAUGUGGGAAAUUCUCACAUCCAGCUAGCGCUGAUGUUGAAAGAGGAACUGAAGAGUAUCGAGGAGUUCCGAGAAAGACAGAAAGAACAAAGAAAAAAGUAUGAGAUGGCUAUGGAUCGAAUACAAAAGAGCAAACUGUCCCUAUACAAGAAGACAAUGGAGUCCAAGAAGUCCUACGAGCAGAAAUGCAGGGAUGCAGACGAAGCCGAACUAACCUCUGAGCGGAUCAGUGCUUCGGGCAACCAGAAACAGGUGGAGAAGAGUCAGAACAAAGCGAAGCAAUGCAAGGAAUCGGCACUCGAAGCAGAGAGGGUUUACAAACUGAACACGGACAUCCUGGAGAAGGUGCGGUGUGAGUGGGAGCAGGAGCACAGAAGCACCUGCGAGGCCUUCCAGCUACAGGAGUCCGAUCGGAUCACCAUCCUCCGUAACUCCCUCUGGGUUCACUGUAACCAGCUCUCCAUGCAGUGCGUGAAAGACGACGAGCACUACGAGGAGGUUCGAGUCAGCUUAGAAGGCUGCAACGUAGACUCGGACAUCGACUCUUUCACUCGAAGUAAAAUGACGGGAACGGAGCCUCCGGCUCCCAUUCCUUACGAGAAUUACUAUGAUCGAGAACCCGACGAAGGCUCCAGCAGCCCCAGCAGCCUCGCGGCUUGCGGGAUGAUGAAGAGGUUUUCGGGAUUGCUGCAUGGAAAUUCCAAAAAUGAGAAUGUGGCCCCCAUCGCCCCUCCUGCUGAGCGCAACGACGGCGUGUACGCAGCGAUCGUGGUCAAAGAGUCGAACGCGGAUGCCACAGGCCAGGACUACAGAGUUCUCUACGACUACAAGGCACAGAACUCCGAAGAGCUGGACAUCAGCGUGGGAGACAUCCUGGCAGUCAUCAUGGAAGGGGAAGAUGGCUGGUGGACGGUAGAGAGGAACGGCCAGCGAGGCUUCGUCCCCGGCUCCUACCUUGAGAAACUCUGAGCGAGGAGGAGGAGGUCGGGGUCUGGCCGCCGGCUCUCUCCCCGGGGCGGGUCCGACACGCUGAGCUGAGCUGCUCGUGGCUCGUUCUCCUAAAGUUUCGGCCACCACGAUGUUUACAUUUCCUCGACCAAGCCAUCCAGGGGUGGGGAGGG
Messenger RNA from Ornithorhynchus anatinus (platypus), 2111 nucleotides. It is a transcript of the gene PSTPIP1, whose product is annotated as proline-serine-threonine phosphatase interacting protein 1. The coding region runs from base 667 to 1959 and encodes 430 amino acids. Gene Ontology annotation, cellular component: plasma membrane; actin filament; cytoplasm. The transcript is spliced from 16 exons. The record is from RefSeq and is a predicted model, not a curated record. Gene Ontology annotation, molecular function: actin filament binding. NCBI's taxonomy places the organism in Eukaryota, Metazoa, Chordata, Mammalia, Monotremata, Ornithorhynchidae. Gene Ontology annotation, biological process: actin filament polymerization.